CAAUCUUCAAUCUCCAAUCUCUAAUCCGUCCGUAUCACACGUACCCGGUAAAACCGCGGAUUUUCCAGCCCCCAUCUUUCCUUUCCACCACGAUAACCUGCAGAGUCUAUAAGUCUCUGAUUACUUCAUCGAGUCGAGAGUCGGUGCAAUCAAUAAUCUAUGUGGGGCCCUGCGAUAGCUACAAGAUCGUUUAAGUAACCGGAUUCGUCCCAUUUCCAGACGAUCUCUCCCUUUCCACGAGGAGCAGUGGGUACGAAGAAAGAAUUUUCGGUGACGUCCGUCGAGCUAGAUGGGAGAUUGAAUGAGUAGGGUGGGUAGGUCAUUUAAUCUUCUCAUAUAUAUAUCUCGUGACGAGUAUUCUCGAGUCGAGAUUUUUGGUCUUCGUUUCAUUUCCUUCGAUCUUGCCAUUACCUUUCUAUUACGCGGAGGACAGGACAAGUCAAGAUAGUCAAGAUGAUUAGUUCAAGAAUCGUGUCGGGGCUUCUGGGCCUGGGAAGUUUGGUGUACGGUUCUAGUGCUAUGGGAUAUGGACCUAGUUAUGCUGCCAAUAAUGCUACCAAAUAUGUUAUCAUGGACAAUGAUUGGAGUUCAACUGGCUUUAUUCCAUUCCUCAUCGCUCUCGAUGCCGGAUGGGAAAUCUUAGGUUUAACAUCUUGUACCGCAGAUACAUGGCAACACCAAGUCGCACUACAUGCACUAGCAACCCUCUCUCUCGGUAACCUGACGAGCUGUAUCCCUGUAGUUCCGGGCUCUACAUUCCCGCUUCUCAAUACCGCCACGAGAUUCCAAGCUUGGGAAGCGGUUCAUGGGAAGCUUCCUUGGGAGGGUGUGUAUGCUCCGUAUAACGCGACGGCGGAAGCAGAAGGAAGCGACCCCACAUCAGGAGAUAACCCUUUCAGAGUCGUAGAGGGCGCUUUUGUAGAGGGAAUGCCAAGUAACUAUUCUAUCAACGGAUUGAAGAAGAGUCAGAGUGCUAGUGCAUUUAUGAUUGAAAUGGUGCAUAGAUAUCCAGGACAAGUUUCGAUUUACGCCGGCGGCUCCAUGACCAACAUCGCUCUUGCCGUCCGCUCCGACGACAACUUCGCCUCCCUCGCCAAAGAACUCGUCAUAAUGGGCGGCUACAUCGACGACAACCUCCUCCAGGUAACCGGCAGCGUGCUACAAGCCGACCUCAGCUCUGACAUCAAUCUGAUGGUCGAUCCCGAAGCCGCCAAAAUCGCCUUCACGGCCAACUUCCCCAAAAUCACUUUUGCGGGAAAUGUCGCGAAUCAGGUGAUGAGUACCCAGGAUUUCUUGGACGAGAUCAAGGAGGUUAGUAAUCCGUACUCGGAAUUGGUGUGGGGACAUUAUGGGACGGAAUUUCCGUUUUGGGAUGAGACGGCUGCGGCGAUUAUGGUGGAUGGAUCGAUUGUGGAGAAUUCCACGAGCUUCUACAUCGACGUCGACACCUCCUACGGCUCCCCCUCCUACGGCAACAUCCACGCCUACCAAGAAGCGUUGAUGCCGCCUGGCCUACGUAAAGUCGACUACGUUAAUCGCAUUAAUGGCGAUACGUUGAAGAGCAUGAUUAAGAGAGCUGUGCAGUUUCCCAGGAAUUGUUCUACUAUGGGGAGAUAGGUGGAUGGAUGGACGAAUAGAUAGAUGGAUAUGACGGAGGUGAUGAGUUUGAAAAUUACUUUUAGAAUUAUUUUAUUAUAGGUAGUGAUUAAUUGAGAGCCUUGUUAUUUUACGAAAGGCAUACUACUGAAGUGAGGGAGAAUAUCACUAGAUUAAUAUCAAACACAAGCCAUUCA
Molecule: messenger RNA, 1793 nt
Organism: Botrytis porri
Lineage: Eukaryota; Fungi; Ascomycota; Leotiomycetes; Helotiales; Sclerotiniaceae
Exons: 4
Coding region: 454-1617 (387 amino acids)
Biological process (GO): purine nucleoside catabolic process
Cellular component (GO): cytosol
Molecular function (GO): purine nucleosidase activity
Source: RefSeq, a predicted model, not a curated record